GCCACAUAACAUAAGAGAACCUUCCGACAAAACCAAUCGCCAUGGCCGAGCCGACCAGCGCCUCCGCCGGCUCCUCCUCCUCCUCCGUCGCCUCCGCCGUCGACCCCGACAGCGGCUACUGCUCCGCCACCCGGACCUUCCACAGCCUCCGCCCUCCCGUCCCCCUCCCCCCCUCCCUCCCCCUCUCCGUCGCCCACUACGCCGCCUCCCUCCUCCCCGCCUCCGCCUCCGCCUCCGCCUCCGGCACCGCCUUCCUCGUCCACGCCUCCUCCGGCCACCGCCUCACCUACCCGGACUUCUUCCGCCGCGUCCGCUCCCUCGCCCUCUCCCUCCGGUCCCGCCUCUCCCUGUCCAAGGGCGACGUCGCGUUCCUCCUCGCCCCUCCCUCCUCCCACGUCCCCGUUAUCUACUUCGCCCUCCUCUCCAUCGGCGUCGUCGUCUGCCCCGCCAACCCGCUCGGCUCCCCCUCCGAGAUCGCCCACCAGGUCCGCCUCUCCCGCCCCGCCGUCGCCUUCUCCACCUCCCAGUUCGCUCCCAAGCUCCCCGCGUUCCCGCGCGGCACCGUCCUCGUCGACUCCCCGGAGUUCGACUCCAUGCUGACCCGGCACGCCUCGGGGGCGGCCGAGGCGUUGCCGCCGAGCCGGGUCGAGCAGUCCGACCCGGCGGCCAUCCUGUUCUCGUCGGGCACGACGGGCAAGGUCAAAGGAGUGCUGCUGAGCCACCGCAACCUGAUCGCGCUGCUCGCGGGGCUCUACCACCUGCGGGAGGAGCAGGACGAGUCGGAGCAGCAGCCGCACCCCGUGUCCCUCUUCACGCUGCCCCUGUUCCACGUGUUCGGGUUCUUCAUGCUGGUCCGGGCGUUCGCGUUCGGGGAGACGGCGGUCCUGAUGGAGAGGUUCGACUUCGUGGGGAUGCUGAGCGCGAUCGAGAAGUACCGGGUGACGUACAUGCCGGUGUCCCCGCCGCUGAUCGUGGCGUUCGUGAAGUCGGAGAUCGCGGGGAAGUACGACCUGAGCUCGCUCCAGGUGCUCGGGUGCGGCGGCGCCCCGCUCGGGAAGGAGGUCGCCGACCGGUUCAAGGAGAAGUUCCCGCACGUGGAGAUCGUCCAGGGAUAUGGCCUGACAGAGACUUGUGGAGGGGCAACUAGGACAUUGGGGCCCGAUGAGGCAAGCCACCAUGGUUCUGUCGGUCGCAUUGCUGAAAAUAUGGAAGCAAAGAUAGUUGAUCCUACCACUGGGGAUCCCCUGCCUCCUGGUCAGAGAGGAGAGCUAUGGCUACGAGGCCCAACUAUCAUGAAAGGUUAUGUAGGGGAUGACAAGGCAACUGCCGAGACAAUUGACUCGGAUGGUUGGUUGAGGACUGGUGACCUUUGUUAUAUUGACUCCAAGGGGUUCUUGUUCAUUGUGGACAGACUGAAGGAGUUGAUUAAAUACAAGGGAUAUCAGGUUCCUCCUGCUGAGUUGGAACAUCUUCACUCCAAACCUGAUAUUGCGGAUGCUGCUGUGAUUCCUUAUCCUGAUGAAGAAGCAGGACAGAUUCCCAUGGCUUUUGUGGUUAGAAAACCUGGAAGCAACAUUACUGAAUCUCAGGUUAUGGACUUCAUUGCUAAACAGGUUGCUCCAUACAAGAAGAUACGGCGAGUAGCUUUCAUCAGUAGCAUCCCAAAAUCUCCAGCAGGGAAGAUCUUGAGGAGAGAACUUGUCAAUCUGGCCAUGUCUGUCAGAUCAGCUAAACUCUAGACAGUAUGCUCAGAAGAGGAAAUGAGGCUUCUUGACGUGUUGUGUUUUUGAGGCAUCUAUCUAAAUCUGGGAGGCCAUCAAGGCAUCACCAGCGAGUAGUAAUCCAUUUUAAUUUGUUCAAACAAAAGCUAAUCAAAAAGAGCUCUUCCUUGAAGUGAAAGAGGACUAAACUGACACCAUUUCAAAAGCCUCGUUUCUGUUGUCUGGGUUUUCUUUAGCAACCCAUGUUGUAACGUUAGGAAUCCCCCUUCGUAGAACUGCAACAGAAGCAUUUCCUGUAUUCAUUCUUUGUGACUAAAUGUCAGUAAGAAUUACAACGGCCUACUUCAUACGUGA
Molecule: messenger RNA, 2075 nt
Organism: Eucalyptus grandis
Lineage: Eukaryota; Viridiplantae; Streptophyta; Magnoliopsida; Myrtales; Myrtaceae
Product: 4-coumarate--CoA ligase-like 9
Molecular function (GO): CoA-ligase activity
Source: RefSeq, a predicted model, not a curated record